AUAUUACUAUAUAAAAUAAAUAAAACAUCGAUAUAAAAUUGCAAACCAGUUUCAUAUGUAUACCUAAAAACUGAUUCUAUUGGACCAUGACAUACUUCUCUAUUUGUAAAUCAAUCUUUCCACAGUCUGUUUACGUCUCGUAAUAUAACCGGCCCAUUUACAUACUUGAAUUCAUCCGUGACAAACGCGGACUAAGUUCAAAACGAAGUGUGUCAACUUUUUCGAUCAAUUGUCAUUCUUGUCCAGUUGGAUAUGUCUAGAUAGUUUUAAAUUUAAGUGGUUUUCUUAAUUUUCGUACCGGCCGGAUAGGAGAUUGAUCUUUAAACCAGAAAACUUUGACUGAUAAACUAAGCCAUGAGGGCGAAUGUGUUGUUAAUAGGGGCGUUGUUACUUGGUACGAGUGUUUCCGCACAAGAUUUAGAUAAUUGUGCAAAGGCAGACGUCAUUCUCAGUACAGUAGUUGCCAACCUGGCCGACUGCGGCCAGACAUUUAUAGCUUCAGUGUCGGCCACUGAACUUCAACCGUUUUGUAGCCUUCUAUUUGACGGGCUGAAAUGUGCUGCUGGGAAACUUGCACCAGAGAAAGAAGACGAAUGUUUCGAUAGAAUGAUUCAGUUAGUCGAAAAUGACCCUAGUGCAGUUUUUGAUCGAAUAAAACCUUUGUUGGCUGCUAUGGGUGAAAAUAUUGAGCUUCGUUUUGUAAAUCAAGUAGGAGAGUGCA
Molecule: messenger RNA, 721 nt
Organism: Ruditapes philippinarum (Manila clam)
Lineage: Eukaryota; Metazoa; Mollusca; Bivalvia; Venerida; Veneridae
Source: RefSeq, a predicted model, not a curated record